This is a messenger RNA of Oryzias melastigma (Indian medaka), 4578 nucleotides long. It is a transcript of the gene shox, whose product is annotated as short stature homeobox. Gene Ontology annotation, molecular function: sequence-specific double-stranded DNA binding; DNA-binding transcription factor activity, RNA polymerase II-specific. The transcript has 5 exons. The coding region runs from base 399 to 1247 and encodes 282 amino acids. Gene Ontology annotation, biological process: regulation of transcription by RNA polymerase II. Gene Ontology annotation, cellular component: nucleus. NCBI's taxonomy places the organism in Eukaryota, Metazoa, Chordata, Actinopteri, Beloniformes, Adrianichthyidae. The record is from RefSeq and is a predicted model, not a curated record.
AGCAUUUUAAUGACCCCAUAAUUCAAUUAACCGCCUCCAUCAGUUCCAUCAUUGAUUUGUGGAAGAAGAAGGAAAAAAACUGCUGAAAGUUAAAUUCUGCAAAGUAGAGCCGGCCUGUAAUUGCUCAAGACACAGAGAACGGAGGGAAGAGAGGGUGGGGAGGCUGGGCUGAGGUGGCCGUGUAUAAAUAGUGUGCUCUGAAAUACACAGUCACAACAGCAGGAGUGAUUUCACCUCCUCUCCACCCCUUCCAUCUACUGCUGCUGCUGCUGCUGCCAGACUCCACACACGAAAUAAAUAAAUAAAAGACGAAGAAGAAGAGCGGCGUGUUCGGUGAGGUGCUUUUACGCAGAGAAUUCACGCUGGAUUUCCCCGACCAGGACCACUGCUGAGCCAUCAUGGAAGAACUUACGGCAUUCGUGUCGAAAUCGUUCGAUCAGAAAAGCAAGGAGAGCAGCAAAGAGAGUAUCACGUACAGGGAAGUUUUGGAGAGCGGCUUGACGAGGGCGAGGGAGCUGGGCAGCCCGGAGACAAACCUGCAGGACAUAACGGACAGCAACCACUGCCCCGUGCAUCUGUUCAAGGACCAUGUCGAGUUGGAAAAAGAGAAACUGAAGGACUUUAGUGUUUCAAGAGCGACAGAGGGGAUUUACGAGUGCAAGGAGAAAAAGGAGGACGUCAAGUCCGAGGACGAGGACGCGCAGGGCAAACUGAAGCAGCGGCGGAGUCGCACGAACUUCACCUUGGAGCAGCUCAACGAACUGGAGCGGCUCUUCGACGAGACGCACUACCCGGACGCGUUCAUGAGAGAGGAGCUGAGCCAGCGGCUGGGACUGUCUGAGGCCAGAGUACAGGUUUGGUUUCAGAACAGAAGAGCGAAAUGUCGAAAACAAGAAAACCAGAUGCACAAAGGAGUCAUUCUGGGCAGCGGCAGUCACCUUGACGCAUGCAGAGUAGCCCCCUACGUCAACAUGGGCGCCCUCCGGAUGCCUUUCCAGCAGGUUCAAGCACAGCUCCAAUUGGACGGAGUUACCCACACCCACCCUCACCUGCACCCUCACCUGGCUGCUCACGCUCCCUACCUGAUGUUCCCGCCCCCUCCCUUUGGACUACCAAUCGCGUCGCUGGCGGACUCGGCCUCCGCGGCGGCAGCCGUGGCAGCGGCCGCCAAAAGCAACAGCAAGAACUCCAGCAUCGCCGACCUGCGACUCAAGGCAAGAAAACACACGGAGGCUCUGGGACUCUGACCCCCACCGGGCUGCCCCUCUGCUCGCCUGAUGCCCAUAAUCGUCUCUCACACAAGACUGAGCCUGUGAAAGGGCCGUGACACUCACAGCUAAAAAAACUAAGACAAACAAAAACACUGAGGGAGAAUGAAACACAUACAGAGGAGGGGGACAGGGAGUGUGUGUGAGAGGAAAGGGAAGAAAAGAAAGAGAAAGAAGUCACAAAACCAGCUGCCAAAACAAACCACUUGUAGAGCACGGUCAUUAAAUACCAAUGAAAUCACCUUUUACUUUUCGCCCAACAGGCAGGACUUCUGCGGAGCCAGUGGCUCAGUCCACUCCAGGCACAGAUCACAUCCCAAGGACCGUACAAACACAUGUGGAUGUCUGUCUGAGACCAGAGGACAUUAGAACAAAGUGACAGGCAGCAGCGGGCCCAAUAGCAGCGGCUGGCUGGCUGUCUGUCUGUCUGGCUGCAGAGGGUUGAGUUUGGGGAAACAGAACCACACCUCAGCAUUGGAGGCAUUGGAAUGGCUCUCACCUUCACCUCCCCCCCACCCGCCCCGCCCGUGCUCAGUAGAAACACAUUAAGCAAAGGCCAUACUUGUUUCCAAACACUGUGUUCCCCGCAAGUGCAUGAGCUCUCACGGAGGACCACUCUGGGACUCUCCAUUCACAGCCCAAGUAAUCGUUCAGCUCCUCUUUUGAACACUGCCAUUCAGAGUCUCCUUAGCAGUCUCUACUGUAACAAAAACCCACAAAUCCUUUUUAUUCUGUUUUUGGCUUCGGAGUGGAAAGACAUUACAGCUGGGUUUGUGUUGGCGAGCCGCUCUUCUCCUCACAGCAUACUCUCCGAUCCGUCACGGCUACCCGAUUGGUCCCCGCAUGCGUAAACGUGACGUCACUUCCUGUUUGAUGACAAAAUGGUGACGAUUAAGCAAUUGGAGUUACUCUUUAUACUUUGUACAUUUUUUUUGUUCCAAGAUUGUAAAACAUGAUUAAAAAAAUUUAAGUAAAAAGAGAUUAGCUGCCACUAGCAUUUUCUCAACCGUUUUGACUGUCCGAACCAUUUAAAUAGCAGAUAACCUCGUGUUCACACGAAUUUUUGUUUGCCUCAACAACAGAGAGCUUUCCCCAACUGAAUUACGAUGCUCCUAUAAAAAUAUUGUCGUUACAGACAAUAAAAAUCUCGAUACGUGAUUUCAUGCAAACCACAUGGCUUGGAGUCAUUACUCUGUUGCUACCUGAUACUAGCGCAUGUCCGUCAUCUACAAAUGGAAGAGGGUUGGCGCGAAAUGCUAUAGCAGUGCAAAUCUCACAAAUCUUCCUCCAGGUUUUUCUUUCACAGCUCUAUUCUGAUACAUGAAAGACUUGGAGUCACAGAAAUCCGUCAUGAUCAGUUUUCAAACUUUUGAAACCUAUAGCUACCAAUAUCACUACCAAAACCAAGUCUCUCAUUGGUCAAAGUUCAACGUGUUUAACUUUCAAUGUGCGUUAUUAACAUUUAAUGUCAAUGGCGGUGCGCUUUAAAAAAAAAAAAAAAAAAAAAUGAAAAUGGACUUGAAAUGAGCAUGAACAAACGUUUACACACGUUUUGCUCGAAACGAUUGCUUGAACACGCAUUUCGCUAGUGUGAACGCAGCAUUACACUGAGGAGAUGCCCCCGAGCUGUAGCCAUUUUUACAGCCAAAUUAAUCGUGAAUACUGUCUUUUGUUAACUGAGUCAAUAAAGUUUUGGUAUCCUUGUACACUGAAGAGUAUUAAAUCAAACAGAAGAAGAAAACAUUUGCACAUUCGCCCCAAUCAAUACCUUUUCUUUCAUUUUUAUCAACAUUAAGAUAAACGUCUUAAUUACAGUCAACAUUUUAAGAUACAAUUAUUGUUAUUAGCAUCUCAAGAGAUACUCUGCCCGGUUAGUGCAGUAAAAUACUUUAGCAGAAGUAGAGGAAUUUUCAUGCAUGUGGGGACAGAUCGGGUAGCUGUUACCAAUCGGGUAGCGACACCGUCACUCUCUGUUUCUUUCUCGUUGUGUUGUAUCUUGGGUAAAGAAGUGAAGAUAGCCUUUGCACUUCAGGUCUUGUAUGUGAGUGUUUACAAGUGGCACUACAAGCAGAUACUACUUUACUAAUUAAAGGGGGGGGAGCGGGAUUUGAUAUUGUCAUGUGAUUGAUGAAAGGACAAUAUCUUGGAUAAAAGGGUACAAAGGGGAUCUUUUUCUUUCUUCUUUUUUUGUAUUUCUGGAAAAAAAAUGAAGAAAACAUCAGUCAAACUGAAAUGCAAUGGUGUGCAGUUUAAGUGCAAUACUGUAAAUAGAAAAAAAAAGUAAAAACAGCUAGCAGUUAAUCCUCGUUGAUAAGAAGACCCAACGACAAAGAUUUUGUUUUGGAUUCUUUUUGGUUGUUGUUUGUUAUGCACUAUUGGGAUAUGACAUUUCUUUUUUUUUUCUACAGCGGUUUAGGUUUUGUUAUGUUGGACAAAAGUCACAUAAAACCAGGUGCCAUAUUUCAUGAAUUAACAUGUUCUCUGACCGUUUUAUUUGUAUCCGUCCGGCACAGUUGUCAUGUUUUGAGCAAAACAAGAGCACAUUUUUGGAUGCUGCAGGAAUUAUGUUAAAACAAAACUCCAAAUGAUACUAAAAUUCUAACUUUGCUUCAGAUUUUGGAAAAAUUUGCCAAGAAAAGAGAAAAAAAUCUUGAAAUAAGCCAGUAUUUACCACACAGUCUUCAAUUUGACAAAUUUAAUGGAUUGAAACUCUUACAUUUUUUCAGUAAAAAUUGGAUCAAAAAGCCUGAAUCGAAUUAUGGUUUGUGAAACAUUUUCAAUGCUGCUGCAACAUCCAAGCAGCACUUUUGUUCAGGUCUGAAUACCUCUGUCUAAAAUUCAAAAUUUUCUGUACUCACAGACCUCCACACAAAAGGUUUAUCUAUAUGUCUCCAUUUUAAAUUAAACCUAUGGGUGUUUUAUUUAUUAUUUUGUCUGAAAGUUUAUGAAAUAUGAACUAAAAGUGUACAUUUUUACAUGGCUUGGCAUUUAUUUUUGUAUGUUUUCUUUUAAGUGUUGACUUUUAAUUAGGAGGUGUGGCUGUAGUGCAUUGUUUUUCCAAAAAAAAAAAAAAAAAGAAAAAAAAGAAAUAAAUGUAGCGUGUCCGAGUUUACAAAACAUUUCAGGGAUGAUUGAAUUGAACAAAAGCUUCAUAAAGAUUUGUUGUACCCAUUAAAAAGAUGACCAUUUCAUAUGCAAGCAUGCCGAAUUCAUCAUACGGUUGUUUUUUCCCCCCUCGCCCUUUUGAUUAAUAAAACAUGAAUGUACAUCUUGUACAAGUAAACUAUCAAUAAAGUUAUAAAUAUUUGUA